CCCACACACGGUUGAGACGCGCCCUCCCUCCCUUCGCUUGGCAAAAUCUCUCCAACUUUCUCUCUCUCCCCCCCUUUCAAAUAUCUGUUAACCAGUUUCACUUUUAAUCACUCAUCAUGGCUUCUAACAAACUCAAUCUCCUCCUCUUCUUCUUCUUCUUCAUCACCACCGUCCAUUCCCGUCCACUCCUUUCUGAUCCCUCUGAUCUAUUGGUAUCUGAUGGGCUCCAUACUAACCGGACUUCGUCGCAUAUCAACCUCUGGGGCUCUGCAGCGGCUGAGGAAACCUGUGAGCAGAGCUACGGAUUCUUGCCAUGCACCACAACGGCGCUGGGGAAUAUGUUCUUGAUAAUAGUAUAUGGUUACCUGAUGUUUAUAGCAGCUACUUACUUGUCAAAUGGGAGUGAGCUCUUGCUUGAGAUAUUGGGUCCUGGUAUUGUUGGUGGCCUUUUUCUUCCUAUACUUGGCGCUCUUCCUGAUGCCAUGCUUAUCCUUGUAUCUGGACUUUCUGGAAGUAAAGAAACAGCACAAAGCCAAGUAUCUGUUGGAAUGGGUUUGCUGGCAGGGUCAACUGUCAUGCUGCUUACCAUCAUUUGGGGCUCCUGUGUUGUUGUUGGAAAAUGUGAUAUUCGCGAGGCAGAUUCUAUCGCGAUAAGUGGAAGGGACACCAGGGGUAUUAGCUUAACUGGCUCUGGUAUUACUACUGAUACUUGGACUUGCUAUGCUGCAAUGAUAAUGGCUAUAUCUAUUAUCCCAUUUCUUGUUGUUCAACUACCACAACUCCUUAAUUCAACUUCAGGAAGGCACUUGGCAGUUUUAAUUGCCCUUAUCUUAUCUCUACUAAUGUUGAUUUCUUAUUGCGUUUAUCAGGUCUUUCAGCCAUGGAUCCAAAAGAGACGGCUUGCUUAUGCAAAGCACAAACAUAUGAUAUCAGGAAUUUUAAAGCAUUUAACAGAGCGUGGGCUGGGGAAGUUCUUGACUGAGGAUGGUCGACCUAACAAACUUGUGAUGCAAAAGUUGUUUUAUGCUAUUGAUGAGAAUAAAGACAACAAACUCUCUGCUUCCGAAUUAAAAGCACUGAUAUUAGGAAUUAGGUUUGAAGAGAUAGAUUUCGAUAAGGAUGAUGCAGCGGGUAAAGUAAUGAAAGAUUUUGAUACAUCUAGGGAUAAUAGUAUUGAUUUGGAGGAGUUUGAAAAUGGUAUUUCCAAAUGGCUUGAAGAGGCAAAGCGAUCAGGGGCAGUCUUCACUGAUGGUUCUCGGACGUCCAAGUUUCUUGAUGAUUUUCAUUUCCUAACAAAGAGAGAACAUACUCUGUUGGGGCCUGAGGAACGUAUCGAGGAUCAAAGUGAUGAGGUUGUAGAGGGUGUCGAAAACCCUAGAUGGAUCUCCUUCAAAGCCGUGUUGAUGUUGUUACUGGGAACCAUUAUUGCAGCUGUAUUUGCAGAUCCUUUGGUGGAUGCUGUUGACAAUUUUUCUGAUGCAACAAGUAUCCCUACUUUCUUUAUCUCAUUUAUUGCACUGCCCUUGGCUACCAACUCCAGCGAAGCUGUAUCAGCAAUCAUCUUUGCUAGUCGGAAGACACUUAGAACUGCGUCGCUUACAUUUUCUGAGCUAUAUGGUGCAGUAACAAUGAAUAAUCUCCUUUGCCUUUCAGUAUUCCUGGCUCUUGUUUACUGCAGGGGUUUAACAUGGGACUUCUCAUCCGAAGUUUUAGUUAUUUUUAUUGUGUGCAUUGUGAUGGGUGCUUUUGCCAGCUUCCGCACCACAUUCCCUCUCUGGACUUCUUCAAUAGCUUACUUCCUCUACCCCUUCUCACUAGCAUUGGUCUAUGUUCUAGAUUAUGUUUUUGGUUGGUCAUAGUCUCAUGCAAGUUGAAGACUUUUGUGUUUGGGUGCUCUUUGAUGUGCACCUUGUGUUUGAUAUUUCUUUAUGCAAGUGAAUGUUGCAGUCGGACUAUGAACACAUUUUUGGAGAUGUUAGUAUGGUUCUCAAUUUUUCUGGAUAUAUUAGUGCAUUUAUUAAGCAGGUUCAAAAGGCCCGUGCUUUGUUUCUGUCCAA
This is a messenger RNA of Ricinus communis (castor bean), 2057 nucleotides long. RefSeq names its product sodium/calcium exchanger NCL. Gene Ontology annotation, cellular component: membrane. Lineage: Eukaryota; Viridiplantae; Streptophyta; Magnoliopsida; Malpighiales; Euphorbiaceae. The coding region runs from base 117 to 1859 and encodes 580 amino acids. Gene Ontology annotation, molecular function: calcium:proton antiporter activity; calcium ion binding. The record is from RefSeq and is a predicted model, not a curated record. Gene Ontology annotation, biological process: calcium ion transmembrane transport; intracellular calcium ion homeostasis. The transcript is spliced from 7 exons.